UUACAAAGUGCACCUAUAUGAUGAGUGAAGCUGAUAAAACAGACAAUGAGUGUAGAUAUAAGAUAGGUGUACUUAAUGGAGUGGUUGGUCGGUGUAAACAAUUCUUUUGUCAAAACAAACAAAAAAAAAACGCUUUUGUUGUUGUAGAUGUCACAGCCUCAAGCUCAGAUCGCCACAACUGAAAACCUCCCUGGGUCUUUUCCAGCAAUCUACAGUAAUCGGACAAGAACUAAAAGAAAGGCACUUGAACCUCCAAGAGUGACCAAGUUCCUGCAACUGCAGUUCUGCUUGCAAGGAUAAAAUACAAACAAAAGUCCUAAAGAUGAAACUCUGCUAUUGCGAGUCGGUUUAGGCAGAAGAAGUAUUAACAUUUCUGAUGAUGCUGAUCAUUCUGAGAUCACCAGAGUACUGCUUGAGGAAUAUCCCAAGCUGCAACAUUUGCGUUGGUGGUUGGCUUCUCCACAAAGCAGCAGGGGCAGUGGACAAAAAAAAAUACUCCUAUCCCAAGGUUCCCAGGGCUACACAGCAAAAAAACUGAAGUCCUCCUUAAACAACGGCAAGAACAUCAUCUACAUUGUUCCCCUUCAAGAAAAAAUUGGCAUGACCCCAUUGACAUAUGAUGCCCUGGAAUUCAAGAACAUGCCAAAAAGUGUUUGCAUGACUUGUGGUACAUCAGUUCCUCUUCAGUUGCUGCCGUUUCACAUUGAAUCCUGUCAGCUAGAUGAUGAUUCAAGGAUUCUGGAUAUGUUGCAGGAGAACAGCCAAGCCAAGAGACUGAUGUUAUUUGUAUGCAUGGAAGAGGGCCGAAGUUCCACAAAGAGCAGCAGUGCUGUACAAGGUUUGCUGCAUGAAAAAGAAACUGAACCACCACUGAAGUUCAGAAUGGAUAUAAGAGAGGACGUGGAAGAUCAGGAGGAAAGAAUAAUCAGCUUUUAUAAGGUCCCUAAAAUAGACUGGGCCAGACCACUCUAUUGCAAACUGGAAGGUGAUGUAGCCACUGGAGAGGGUAUUAAACGCCAUCUCUUCAGCCUUGUAAUGCACAAAUUGCGAAGUGGAUUCAUCACAGAUUUUGGAAAUGGAACCAGCACUGUGAUUUUUGAGGGACAAAUUGAUCACCUAGUCCCAUCCACCUCUCAAGUUCAUGUGCAGAAUGAUUUAUUCUUGAUGGCAGUAAGGAUGAUCAGCCACUCUUUCCUCCAUGGUGGCCUCCUGCUUGCUGGUCUCAGCCCAGCAAUUAUCCAUGUACUAUUAUAUUGGUUCCCCACAGACCGCAACUAUCCUGCUUGAAGAUGUAGUAGACAAUGACAUACAAGAGACAUUACAGCUUGCAACGGGCAGUCAGAUGAUGAGAAGAAAGAUGAAAAGCUUAAUGAGGACCAGAGGGGAGCUGUUAAUCAGCUGGCAUUAUUUUGGGACCUUCCUUUACUGACAGCAACAAACCGUACCUUGCUCUUGCACAGUUUGUUUCAUCAUGCUGUAAGUUUAAAAGACCAAUGCUUUUCUGUUGAGAGUUAGCCAGUUAAAACUGAGGCUGGUGAAGUUGGGUAUCGCUAUGCAGGCUCAUAAUGAUACCUUAAAGGGAACCCUGACUGUAAAGACAUGUCAAGAUAUGCCAUAUUGUGUAUAUGUCCAGUACUACUAUGAUAAAAAUAUACUUAAAUAUAGACAAUUUCUAUACUAGUAGGUUGCCAUUUUUGUCAAUAAUGAACAAAACAUUUAUUUGGUUUAUACAUAAUUUUAAUAACGUUGAACUGAACAGCCUUAACAGUCAGGGUCCCCUUUAAACCAUAGCACCACGAAGACUUGUAUUUUUUCUUGUCAGACCUCUUCCUUUGUAUUUGCCAUUGUAGCUACCAGCAAGGGAAUAGUGAAAUAUGAAAUCUCUUAUUUUUCUUGCACAGAAAAUGUUUUGUAUAUAUUCUACAAGCUAUUGAUCUCCUUAAGGCUAUACAACAAAAAUGCAGAACUGCCUUAAAGCAAUGUUUUAACCUUUUCUCCUUAUUAAUUUCUUAUUAAUUGAAUUACUAACAGUGAGUCCCUCAGACUGUCAUGUAAUGCAGGAUUAUUCACCUUCUUAACCACAAAGGCAGGUGUAUUGUAACAUUUUGUUUUUUGAGGUUGCAUAUGCUUUAAUGAGCACACACAAAACUAUACUUUUGUAUUUUAAAGUAAACUUAACAUAAAGAAUCCCAUUUGUAAGAUGAUUUGUAACUUUUAAAGUAUUUUAGAAAUAUCUAUUUUUAGUUGAAUAUUCUAUCAUGGUGGUAUAGGAUAGUAUAGUAUGUGCACCAAAAGGGGGAAUUGAUCUAUUUCAAUCUGCAAAAGACAGCAAUGGGCAUAUGUAACAAAGGCCCAUACCCAUAUAAUAUUUUUACUCCUUGUUUUUGAGUGUCACCUUGCCCCUUGGGAGUGAGUUGCAAGGAGUAAUGUCUGUAAUCUUCCCCUACACAAUGGGCCAACCCUCAAAAAACACACCAUUAAUUAACAGCUGCUAGCCUUCUACGCUGUAGACUGGGGUUCAAUCCCCACCUGGGCAAACACCCUACACUAUACCAAUAAGAGUCCUUGGGCAAGACUCCUAACACCACCUUGGC
This is a messenger RNA of Pygocentrus nattereri (red-bellied piranha), 2594 nucleotides long. RefSeq lists its product as uncharacterized. The transcript is spliced from 9 exons. Gene Ontology annotation, molecular function: ubiquitin-protein transferase activity. Bases 601 to 1287 code for a protein of 228 amino acids. The record is from RefSeq and is a predicted model, not a curated record. Lineage: Eukaryota; Metazoa; Chordata; Actinopteri; Characiformes; Serrasalmidae.